CGGGACAUUUGAUGCGAAUUAAAUCAGGUGAACUUGGAGGAGUUGUGAACGAAGUGUAAAAUCAGUAUUGCCUUUAUUAUUACAAUAUAGAAUAAAUCUGUCAUAGGAGGUAUCAGUAACAACAACGAAAUACAUACCGAUAUAAAUUUUGACAUAACUUUAAUAUGGAGGAAUCGAUUUUUGAUAUAUUUGGAACAAAAGUUCAACAACGGCAAUUAACCGUCCGACCAUCAUCUGCGAACUCUUUCGGGACUCUGAAAGGAGCAGACAAUGUGAAACUCAAAUCUUCUAGUGUGAGUGAUCUUCCUUCUAGCAAGAAGGCACUUGGUGAUGCUGGGAAUAAGAUCAAAUCAUUGCCAGGCACACAGGAGUUAAGGAAGGCAUUGCAGACAAAUUGUGAUCAAGAAAAUUCUUUUGUAAAGCCACCGACUAAAACUCCGUUGCCAAAUAAGAAACCAGUAGCACUGAAUAAACAGACACCAAAUUUAAAGUCAACUGUAAGGACGCCACUGUCAGACAUAAAAGGAACAGCAUCAAAAAAGAAUCAGUCAGUGCAGAAUCAACAAAAUUCACCCAUCAAGAACGAAGAAACAUAUUCCCUCUUUUCUGAAAUAAAUGCAAUUGAUAAUUUUAUUAAUGGUGACACUGAUGAUUUGUCCUGGUUGGAGCUUGAUGGUUUAAGUGAUUAUGAACAUAUAGAUGACUAUGAGGACAUUAUACCCAACAGUCUUCGUCCAAGUGACGAAGACAUACACCGAAUGGUUAAUUUCUGGGAAAUGGAAACAGAGCCACCUAAUAUGGAAUUUGAAUCUGGCCUGCUGCUUCCACUUGUUGAAGAAUUAGAUAAUGGCUUUGGGCACACAUUCAUUCCUGAUAUUUCUGAUAUUGAAUUUGAUGAAGACCUAGAUCUGGUGCCAGUUCCCUCAUUGGAUUGACGUUGCCAAGAAGUGGUGUAAAGCAGAAUGUUCAUGUACCUGAACUUACUGAAAUGUGUUUGGAAUUGAUCUUUCAAAUUCUGAGAAGGAAUUUAAAAAAAUCUUACAUGCAAUAAAUGUUCUUUUUAAUGUCUGAGUUACCGUUGUGUGUAUUUAUGUGUUGUGUUAGAUGUUUGGAACGGUGGCGAAUAUUCUGCUUUGGCUAAUAGUGCCAUGUUGUGAGGCUGCAUUUCUUCAUGACCUGCUUCUAAGUCAGGAUUCACCACUGAUUUGGUAUAUAUAAUUCUGACAUAUGUCUUUAUUUAGCAAAAUCUGUUUUAGUACAUUAAUUCACAGGUACAUUUUAUUGAAGUUUAAUAGAGAAGUGUGCAGGAUUUAGGGUUCUCAUUGCAGUGACUGAAGAGCAUGGUGUUUUGGGUUGUAAUACCAUGUAGUUUGAGGAGGGCUCAGUGUUUCCAGGUAUCUUUGAACUAUAUAGCAUUACAACCCAGAAGAUCAUAUUCGCCCUAACACAGUAGUUUAGUUCAUAACAGUAGAACUUUUAUGAACUUGGCUUGUAUAAACAAAAAAUGUAUGCAGUUUUUAAGAUUUAAAUGUUUAUGGUAUUAAAUAUUUUUUGAGCAUUGUUCAGCUCUGUGUUCAAGAAUAUUUAUUGUUUGCCAAAGUGUUAAAAUAUGUAAAUAAAAU
This is a messenger RNA of Cryptotermes secundus, 1622 nucleotides long. RefSeq lists its product as uncharacterized. The transcript is spliced from 4 exons. Lineage: Eukaryota; Metazoa; Arthropoda; Insecta; Blattodea; Kalotermitidae. The record is from RefSeq and is a predicted model, not a curated record. The coding region runs from base 165 to 935 and encodes 256 amino acids.